This is a messenger RNA of Diaporthe citri, 885 nucleotides long. RefSeq lists its product as uncharacterized. Lineage: Eukaryota; Fungi; Ascomycota; Sordariomycetes; Diaporthales; Diaporthaceae. The transcript has 2 exons. The record is from RefSeq and is a predicted model, not a curated record. The coding region runs from base 1 to 885 and encodes 294 amino acids.
AUGGGCAGCGCAUGGAUCUGGCUUGAGUACAUGCAGUUUCUAUCGUCAUACGGCAUCCCUUGCUACGCUCUCUCCCUCCGAGGCCACGGCGAGAGCUGGCACCCGUCCUUUCUGCGCAUGGUCUACGGCACCAGCAAGGGCGCCCUGGCCGAUGACCUCGUGGCCGGCAUCAGGUGGGCCGAGGAGCGGGAAGGGUCGCAGGUCGUCCUUUGCGGCCAUAGUAGUGGGGGCGGGCUCAGCCAGUUUGUGCUGUCAGAGCGGGACGUUCGUGUAAAGGGCUUGGUUCUCAUGGGGGCGGUGCCGGGCUUUGGAUCGAUGCGAGUCUAUAUUAACUGGUGGCUGCUGGACCCAUGGUUCUCGGUAAGACUGCUGUUCCACGGGUGGCAUCCCAACAGUCCACUGUCUCAUCCGGCCCUCACACGGCGGGCGUUUUUCAGCGACGCCGUCUCGGACUCGUGUGUGGUGCAAUUCCAGACACAUAUCAAUGCCUAUGAGUCCUUCCUCUGGCCACUUGGCAUGAUGGUGCCCUUCGCGAACGCGACUAGCGUCAUCCAAAGAAUUACGGGCUGGACCCAGGGUGGUGGCCAGCGGAUCUUAGUGCUGGCAGGUGGACGAGACAGGCUCAUGACGAUGGACGUCAUGGAGAAGCUGACAGAGUUUUACCGGCAGUCAUUCAGACUGCUAAGGCGUAACAAAAGGCUGGAUGCAGUCGAUAGCUCUGUGGGGCAAUUGGAGGAAGAGGAGAACAUUGUGAAACGGGGCGUGGAUACUUACGGUGACGGUGUCAGGCUUUGCCUAGUGCCAUAUGCAGGGCAUCAUAUGCAAAACGAUGUUGAGUGGGAGGUUGGGGUGGAGAAGCUGCUGACAUUCUAUCAUCAGUUGUAA